ACGGAAUCCCCUUGGAGGAAAUGUAGACUCAGGCACAGUACACAGGGUACAGUAGGCAACCUACACCCCUGAAACAUCCACAUCCCAAAUAAAAGCAGUCCUCCACAUUUUACUUUAUCGCUUCAACAUGAAGGUCUCCAGCAUAGACUGCCGACGCCUGCGGAAGAUCAUACGGAAAGAGAGUGGAAGUUGUCUUAUUGUGGACUGUAGACCGUACUUCUCCUUCUCCAGCUCGAGCAUCAAAGAAUCCGUUAAUGUGAACUUGAAUUCGGUGGUGGUCCGGAGGUCCCGCGGCGGUCCGGUACCGCUGCAGUUCGUCAUUCCGGACGAGGAAGCUUUGUUUCGGCUACGGCAGGGCAGCAUCUCCGCGGUCGUGGCUCUGGAUGACCGAACACCUCAUUUACAAAAACUGAAGAAAGACAGUAUCACUCAGAUUGUCAUUAAUUCUUUGUCGCACUUGGCGAGUAGCGCGAGCAUCUGCUUCCUUAAAGGAGGCUACGAGAACUUCCAUUCCCAUUACCCCGAGCUUUGCACUGAAACCAAGUCUGUGGACCUGAGUGAAGACAAAAGCGAAAGAGGCGUCAGCAGUCACUGUGACAAAUUAGCUUCUCACCACAAACCAGACUAUGAUCAGGGCCGGCCGGUGGAGAUCUUGCCUUUCCUGUACCUGGGCAGUGCCUAUCACGCCUGUAGACAGGACUAUCUCAGUGACCUCCGCAUAACAGCGCUGCUGAACGUCUCACGCAGGGACUCUCGGCCCGCCAAAGGACAGUUCGACUACAAAUGGAUCCCGGUGGAGGACAGUCACACGGCAGACAUCAGCUCACACUUCCAGGAAGCCAUAGAUUUUAUUGAACGUGUGAAAGAAAAGGGAGGUAAAGUGCUGGUCCACUGCGAGGCUGGAAUCUCUCGUUCUCCCACCAUCUGCAUGGCGUACAUCAUGAAAACCCAACGGUUGCAGCUGGAGCAGGCUUUCGAGGUCAUCCGAAAGCGGCGUGCCAUCAUCUCGCCCAAUUUUAGCUUCAUGGGUCAACUACUCCAGUUCGAGUCGGAGGUGGUUUCUUCCACGCCUCCAUCCAUCACUCCUGCCGCUCAGGAGACGCCCACCUUCUUCAGUGGUGACUUCACACUCGAAACUGAGAGCUACAAGUCCUCGGUUUUCACCUUCCCUACCUCCUUCCUGACACCAAUGCCCAUCCAACCAUCAGUUCACCAGUUCAAACUGAGUCCAAUAACUGCGCUGCCUUAAAAUGGCUGCCGACUCACUGCAGUCUCAGUGUACUUGAAAAAUAAAAGGACGAACAGAACAAAGCAAUGGACUAUCACAGGGAAUACAAAUGUUUUCAUAUUUAAAAAAAAAUCAUGAGACAGUGUUAGCUUUUUGAUUUUUUUGCCUUAGAGAAAACCACUGCACAAUGAUUACACUGCAAUACCUGCCUUAGCUUGAUAAUGUUCUGCCUAUCAACAGCGCCUAUAGGCAAAUUAAAUUAUUGUGUUUCUUUUUUUAGAACAGUUUCUUUUUUAUGAAUUGUGGAUCUGUUAAUAAACGUUUUUACAGUGUA
Molecule: messenger RNA, 1562 nt
Organism: Pimephales promelas (fathead minnow)
Lineage: Eukaryota; Metazoa; Chordata; Actinopteri; Cypriniformes; Leuciscidae
Gene: dusp5
Product: dual specificity phosphatase 5
Biological process (GO): protein dephosphorylation; negative regulation of MAPK cascade; endoderm formation
Cellular component (GO): cytoplasm; nucleus
Molecular function (GO): MAP kinase tyrosine/serine/threonine phosphatase activity
Source: RefSeq, a predicted model, not a curated record